UAAAAUAAAGUAAAAUAAAAACCAAUUUAGAAUUAAACAAGUGCACAAAGAGAGAAGAGCAAGAGAAAAGUAAAACAUAUAAAUAAUAAUUUUAGAGUUCAAACACUUUAAAUGUGUUAAUUCCAUUUGACUUUGAUGGCGGAAGUGCAUAUUAUUGGACAAAUAUUGAAAGCUGUCGAUUUCGCAGAACCUCAUUUGUACUGCAAGUGGAGUGUGCAGAGCGGCAACGCUUGGCGCUUGGUUCAGGGCGAGGUGCAAGGACAAACUCACGUAUCGUCACAUCGUUUGGAGAAUAGUUCAGAUUUUGCCCAGCCCCUGGACAUACAUCUCAGUACGGCGGCAGUUCAAGGCUGGCCGAGAUUAUUGGUGGAAGUGUUUGCAGUUAAUAUUCUGCAGCAAAGUUGGCCCGUGGGUUACGGUUUUGCCCACAUACCAGCAUCGCCGGGAGGACACCGUUUGGAAAUAAACACCUGGAAAGUGGCACCUUGCGGCUGGUGGGAGAGUGUUCGCGAACGUUUUGGCGGCGGUGGAGCGGCUCUAAGUAAAACCGAUUUGCUAUACUCGGGUGUAGAACGUUACAAGCUACAAACACGUAGUUCGGGCAAAAUUAUAGUUGAUCUUAAUUUGAUUUUUCGCAAAUUUGAAGAUUAUGGAGUGGAAUUUAAAUAGUUUAACCA
Messenger RNA from Drosophila willistoni, 677 nucleotides. RefSeq names its product B9 domain-containing protein 2 (gene B9d2). Gene Ontology annotation, cellular component: MKS complex. NCBI's taxonomy places the organism in Eukaryota, Metazoa, Arthropoda, Insecta, Diptera, Drosophilidae. Gene Ontology annotation, biological process: cilium assembly. The record is from RefSeq and is a predicted model, not a curated record. Bases 136 to 669 code for a protein of 177 amino acids. The transcript has 3 exons.